Molecule: messenger RNA, 1880 nt
Organism: Procambarus clarkii (red swamp crayfish)
Lineage: Eukaryota; Metazoa; Arthropoda; Malacostraca; Decapoda; Cambaridae
Source: RefSeq, a predicted model, not a curated record
CCUGCUGCCAUAAUGUUCGGGUGUUUUCUUGAUGUACCGACUUUCUAGUUCUUCUGGCGAGUCUGCAACGUACUAAUGUCUUGUGUUUACCCCCUGCGCAGGGUGCUGACCUUCUGGUAUCUGCCGGUGUUCAACGCCUGGCUGCUGUUGUGCCCCUGGACGUUGGCACACGACUGGCAGAUGGGCUCCAUCCCGCUCAUCACCUCCGUCAUAGAUACCAGGAACAUCGCUUCUCUUUUGUUCUACGGCGCCCUUGUACUUAUACUCAGAGCUGGAUGCUUGAUGAAGGGCCAGGAGGGGCGGGCGUUGCUGCUGGGGCUGGCGCUGCUGGUGCUGCCAUUCCUCCCGGCCACCAACCUCCUCUUCACCGUCGGCUUCGUCAUCGCCGAGAGGAUACUCUACAUCCCCAGCCUGGGCUACGCGGUGCUGGUGGGCGUGGCCCUCUCGCGGGCGGGACGGCUGAGGGCGCCCUGCCUCCUGCUGCUCCUCGUCGCCGCCUCCUGCAGGACGCUACAGAGGAAUCGGGACUGGGAAUCCAGGGAGACGCUCUUCUUGGCGGGCCUGAGGACGCUGCCCCACAACGCCAAGAUGCACUACAACUUCGCCAACCUGCAGAAGGACCUGGGUAACGCCGACCUCGCCAAGCUCCACUACAUAUGCGCCAUCAGACUGUGGCCGGGGCACUCGAGCGCCCACAACAACCUGGGCACACUUCUUAACGACACCUCGGAGGCCGAGAACCACUUCCGGAUGGCCCUCAAGGCCCACCCUCACCACGCCCACGCCUACUACAACUUGGCCAACCUCAGACAGCAGCAGGGUCGCAUGGUGGAGGCGGUGACGCUGCUGGAGGAGAGUCUGCGCUACGAUCCUACCAACAGGGAUGCGGUGUCGGCCCUGGCUGGACUCUACAGCGAGGCCGGACGCUCCACGGAGGCCGAGAGCCUCCACCUGGCACUCUUAGCUGCCCGGCCCUCAGACCCGGUGGUCCACAACAACUACGCCGCCUUCCUCCAGAAGAUCGGUCGUCGGGAGGCGGCACUGCGGCACUACGAGGCGGCACUGGGGCUCGACCCGGAGCACACCGUGGCACUGGUCAACACCGCCAGACUCAUGCGCACUCUACACAACAACAAUCAGGCCGAGAUGCUCUACAAGAGGGCGCUGGCGGUGGCCUGGGAGGCGGAGAUCGGGGAGAGUCUUGGGAAGCUGUAUCUCAACACUGGUCGCCUGGAGGAGGCUGAAUCUACCUUCACCAGCGUCCUCACCCACCACCCCCACAUGCUCUCCUCCACCGUGUACCUGGCGCGGGUGAAGCUUCAGCAGAGGAGCUACCUGGAGAGUGAAGAGCUGCUGCAAAAGGUGCUUGACCAGUCCCCCGGCCACCAGGAGGCGCUCUUCCAGCUCUCUCUCCUCUACACCCACACCAACCGCACCCAAGACGCCCUUAUUCUUGCCCAACAAGCCGCCCACAACUGCUCCAGGCCGCCCUAUCUCUGCGCCCGUCUCCACGCCCACUAUGGAGACCUCCUCAACGACAGACACAACGUAGAUGAGGCCGCCCAGAGUUACCUGCUAGCAGUGGAGUUGGAACCGACGCUCACCCACCCGCACAUCAACCUGGGGGCCCUCUACCACGCUAAGGGCGACUACACGCGCGCCUGGAGACACUACCUGACGGCGCACGGGCAGGAGCCCUCCAACACCCUCCUGCUGGAGAACAUGGAGAAGCUGAGACGGGCACAAGACCUCCAGGCACCCGCCAGCAUCCCCCACUGCCUCAAUAAGUCUUGAUAUAUAUUCCAAGACCCAAAGGUCCCAUUCGAAUCCUUUCUGAGCAUAAUUUUAGAUUAAUUGAUUUCUAUAGAAACGGAUCAGAA